Messenger RNA from Hydractinia symbiolongicarpus, 1022 nucleotides. RefSeq lists its product as uncharacterized. Lineage: Eukaryota; Metazoa; Cnidaria; Hydrozoa; Anthoathecata; Hydractiniidae. The transcript has 8 exons. Bases 11 to 775 code for a protein of 254 amino acids. The record is from RefSeq and is a predicted model, not a curated record.
ACAAAAUAUUAUGUUUUUAGCCUGUGAAGGGAGAUCACUUACACCAAAUCUCAAAGAAGCAGACAUUGUAGAAGUGCCGUUAAAAGGACAGUUCCAAUUAACGACAACGUGCAAUAACACAUCAAAUUUAACAGUAUUUGCUGAAGAGUUCAAAAGAGAUACUUGGACUGAAAUUGCAUUACAAGUUGCUUUCUCUGAACCAGACAAGAUUAUCCUGAAUGACUCAAGACGUGAUUUGAACGGAACAUUACUGAGGAUUUCAUUAAUCGAUUACUGUCAUAACAACAUCUGCGUAAUUGUGAAACUUCCUGGAACAGUAAAUUUCUCAAUGUUAAACACCGAUGCUUUCACAGCUACCGUUUCAACAAUGACGCCAGAAAAAAUUGAAACAAUAACAAGAGAUCCUAUGACAUCUUCUACUGCAUCCACAAAUGCUGUGAACACCACUCCUAGUGUUUCUAAAAUGGAGGAUUCGGAAAUGUCAACAGAACUGGUUCUUGGUAUUCUAGCUGGUGUACUUGUAUUAGUACUAUUAGCAUCGAUACUUGUUUGGAAAAGGCGUAAAACCAAGAAAAAAACAAGAAAAGCCAGCAUCAAAUAUGUUUUUAAUAGAUCGCAAAAGAUGGCCAAAACACCUGAUUGUAAAAACUGUUACAAAACUGAUAUUCCGAAAGAAGCUGACACUAGCGCAACGGCGAAUAACAACUCAAGUUCCGAAGAUCAUGUUACCAUUGAUGUAAAAAAGGAAAGUGAAACAGCCGUCAAAACCAAUUAAACUUUUAUAACUGUGUUCCCACAAGGAGAACGAAGAUGAAGCGUCUAUAUAUGACAACAAUGGUGUAAUUACUCAAACGAAAGAACUAAUGUUUCCAAAAAAUGUAAAAAUUUUUGUCGCAAGACAACUACGAUGCGUAGAUAUUUGUAUGUAUUUUCUUUGUAAAAAUGUCGAAACAAAAAUCUGUAUUUUUAAUACUGUGGUUAACAUUACUAAUUGACUCGGAAAUAAAAAGACCACAUGUUGA